This is a messenger RNA of Lottia gigantea (owl limpet), 1728 nucleotides long. RefSeq lists its product as hypothetical. The coding region runs from base 1 to 1728 and encodes 575 amino acids. The record is from RefSeq and is a predicted model, not a curated record. Gene Ontology annotation, molecular function: calcium-dependent phospholipid binding. Gene Ontology annotation, cellular component: plasma membrane. Lineage: Eukaryota; Metazoa; Mollusca; Gastropoda; Lottiidae. The transcript has 19 exons. Gene Ontology annotation, biological process: cellular response to calcium ion.
AUGGCUACAAUUAACAAUCAAUUUCAGAGUGGUACGGCGGCAAUUCCAUGUUCAAGAGUAGAAAUAAGUGUGUCAUGCAGAAAAUUAAGAGAUUGUGAUGUAAUAUCUAAAUCAGAUCCUAUGUGUGUUCUAUUUAUGUUAGAUUUAAAACCACAUCAAUAUAGAGAGAUUGCAAGAACAGAAUGUAUUAAUGAUAACUUAAAUCCAGACUUUGUUAAGAAAUUUGAAAUUGAUUAUUAUUUUGAAGAGAACCAAAAGUUGAAAUUUGAAAUUUAUGAUGUAGAUUCUGAUAAAAGAAAAUUAUCUGAUCAUGAUUUUCUAGGGAAGUUAGAAUGUAGUCUAGGAGAAAUUGUUGGUUCUCAUGGAUCUUGUUUAAAAAGAAAACUAGUAGGUCCAGCAACAGAUAAUGGUGCCAUAAUAGUAAGAGCAGAAGAAAUACUAGCUUGUAAGGAAGUCAUCAAUAUGCAUAUAAAAGGUAGUGAUUUGGAUAAAAAAGAUUUUUUUGGUAAAUCGGAUCCAUAUUUAACUAUAUCUAGAGCUAAUGAAGAUAGUAGUUACACAGUUGUCCAUAAAACAGAAUUCAUCAAAAACACAUUAAAUCCAACCUGGAAGCCCUUUCAGAUCAAAGGAUCAACAUUAUGCAAUUCUGAUCAUAACAGGACUAUAAAGUUUAUUUGUAAUGAUUGGAACAGUGAUGGCAGUGUAGAUCUUAUUGGUGAAUUUGAUACUAAUGUUUUAGAGCUCAUUCAGGGUCAUAAGAAAUCAUUUGAGGUAAUAUAUAAACAGAAAAAGGCAAAGAAGAAGAAGAAUUAUAAGAAUUCUGGUAUAAUUACAUUCCUUAACUUUGGAAUAGAACAACAACAUUCUUUUAUAGAUUAUAUUCGUGGAGGAAUGCAGAUGAAUUUUACAGUAGCAAUAGAUUUUACAGCUUCCAAUGGAAAUCCACACGAUCCUACCUCUUUACAUUAUUUAUCACCUUAUCAUCUCAAUCAGUAUGCUGCAGCUAUUACUUCUGUUGGUGAAAUAAUACAAGAUUAUGAUAGUGACAAGUUAUUUCCUGCUCUUGGUUUUGGUGCCAGACUACCUAAUAAUGCUGUAUCUCAUGAAUUCGCUUUAAAUUUCAACCCUAACAAUCCAUAUUGUAAUGGUGUUCAAGGAGUGUUACAGGCAUAUUAUAAUGCUAUAAGGCAUGUACAACUGUAUGGUCCUACAAAUUUUGCUCCUGUCAUAAACCAUGUUUCUCAAUUUGCUGCUACUGUAUUAGAUGGUUCGCAAUAUUUUGUGUUAUUAAUUAUAACUGAUGGUAUUAUUACUGAUUAUAGUAAAACUGUCGAUGCUAUUGUCAGGGCCUCAACUCUACCAAUGUCUAUUAUAAUUGUUGGUGUUGGGGAUGCUAAUUUUGAAGAAAUGGAAAAAUUAGAUGGUGAUGAUGUCAGAUUAAGUUCACAAGGAAAAUAUGCUGAAAGAGACAUUGUUCAGUUUGUUCCAUUCCGUAAUUUCCUGAGUAAUGGUGUAAAUGUAGAGAGUCAAGCUAGAUUAGCGAAGGAAGUGUUAAGAGAAAUACCGCAUCAAGUCAGAUCUUUUAUGAGUAAAAGAGGUAUAGCACCUAGACCACCACUACAUAGAUCAGAUAGUUUAUCAAACGUAGCUAAUGUACCAUCUGCUCCUCCUCCUGCUUACAGUAGUGAUAUGACAGGAUUACCCUCUACCCCACCUUAUCAACAAUAG